This is a messenger RNA of Eimeria maxima, 750 nucleotides long. RefSeq lists its product as hypothetical. The transcript has 6 exons. Gene Ontology annotation, molecular function: ABC-type transporter activity; ATP binding. Lineage: Eukaryota; Apicomplexa; Conoidasida; Eucoccidiorida; Eimeriidae. The record is from RefSeq and is a predicted model, not a curated record. The annotation marks the transcript as partial. Gene Ontology annotation, cellular component: membrane. Gene Ontology annotation, biological process: transmembrane transport.
AUGGUCCUGUGGGGCACCGGGUUCGGCUUCGCCGGUCAGGGCGAAGAUGUUUCUUUGAAAUCGGACGCUAAAGAGGCAGAAAUGAAUGCAUCUGGGCCUGGCCAAGGGGCCGAAGAGGCGGGGGUGACGACAGAGGUGGGUGAAAGCGCUGCUGGGAGACCCCUUGCCCCAGACGCCAUUGACGCACCAACAAAGGAGUCGGCGAUGGCAACAGGCGUUGAAUCCGUGGGCGUCAAAAACCAAGAAGUGCCAAAUGUAUUGGAGGCAUCAGAUGACACAGCUGAGGGAAGGAGCAAACCUGCAGAAGCUGAGCAAAAGCCCGGCAUGAAGCCUCUUCAGAAGAUCUUUGCCAGUGAAUCGUUUGCGGCUCUCAGGCAUGCGGACAAAGUUGACAUUCAGCUGCUUUUUUGGGGGUGUAUCGCAAGCGUCGGCCUCGGAGUAAUGCUACCCGUCUUCUUUCUUGUUUUUGGUGGUCUCCUUGAAGAAAUGAGCACCACCCUGGACACUGAGUACUAUGUCCACUUCAUGGCUUGGUUAGGGUUGGUAGCGUUCGUGGCCGGUUCGAUUGCGACAGCAUGUUUUGAAAUCGUCGCCGAUAGGCAAGCCAAGGCAUUCAAAGAACGCUACUUCCAGGCGAUCGUCCGGCAGGAAAUGGCAUGGUUUGACCAGUCCAACGUCGGAAGUCUAGCCUCCCGCAUGGAGGCAAAUGUGGCUUCUAUUCGCAGCGGCGUCGGGCUGAAGCUGGCUAUG